AUGGCGAAGGCACGCACCAAGAAGCGCACCCAUGUUCGCGCGACAAAUGCCACGGCUGCUGCCAAAGGCGGCGCCUCGUCUAUGAGCAAAACACCCAAGUCGAUGGUCAUUCGAGUUGGCGCUACACAGGUCGGCUCCAGCGUCAGCCAGCUGGUCAAAGAUGUGCGGACGAUGCUUGAGCCCGAUACGGCUGUGCGCUUGAAGGAACGCAAAUCGAACAGACUUCGGGAUUUCACAACAAUGACCGGCCCUCUGGGCGUGACCCAUCUUCUUCUUUUCUCCAAAUCCGCCACGGGCAACACGAAUCUGCGGUUGGCGCUCACCCCCCGAGGGCCGACCCUGCAUUUCAAGGUGGAGAACUACUCUCUGUGCAGAGACGUCGAGAAGUCGUUGAAGCGCCCGCGCGGCGGUGGCCAGGACCACAAGACGCCUCCGCUGCUCGUGAUGAACAACUUCAACUCCCCCGGCGCAGACGAGAACUCCAAAGUACCGAAGCGCCUCGAGAGCCUGACCACGACCAUUUUCCAAUCGCUCUUCCCUCCGAUCAACCCCCAAGCUACCCCUCUCACCUCCAUCCGUCGUGUCAUGCUCCUGAACCGUGAGCUCGCCCCCGAAGGCGAAGAACAGGACUCCUAUGUCCUCAAUCUCAGACACUAUGCCAUCACGACGAAGAAGACCGGUAUCUCGAAGCGUAUCCGUCGUCUCGAUCCCAAGGAAAUCCGGAACAAGGAGAAGAAGAAGGCCGCCGUGCCGAAUCUCGGAAAGCUCGAGGAUGCCGCAGACUAUCUGCUCGAUCCCUCGGCGGCAGGCUACACGUCUGCUAGUGAAACUGAAAUGGAUACGGACGCGGAGGUGGAGAUCGCAGAGAGCACCACCCGGAAGGUUCUCACGAAACGUGAACUGCAGCGGAUGAAGGCUGGCGACAAGGAGAAGGCACAGAAGAAGUUGAGCAACGGCCCCGGGGUCGAGAAGCGGGCGGUCAAGCUGGUUGAGCUGGGCCCGCGCAUGAAGCUCCGGCUGCAGAAGGUUGAGGAGGGCUUGUGUGAGGGCAGAGUCAUGUGGCACGAUUUCAUCUCGAAGUCUGAGGAGGAAGUCAACAAGCUGGACAAGAGCUGGGAUAAGAAGAAGAAGGAGAAGGAGGAGAGAAAGAAGCAACAGCGGGAGAACAUUGAGAAGAAGAAGGCCGAGAAGGCCAAAGCCAAGGCCAAUGGCAAGGAGGUUGAAGAUGAUGAUGACGAGGACGUUGACAUGAGCGAUGAAGACUGGCUCAGCGACGAUUUCGACGAGGAUGAUGAGAAUGUGGUGCAGGAUGAGGAUGACGAGGAAGAAGAAGAGGAGGAGGAGGAGGGAGAAGAGGAGGAUGGUGACGAGUCUAUGGAUGAGUAA
Messenger RNA from Aspergillus brunneoviolaceus CBS 621.78, 1386 nucleotides. Its product is annotated as Brix domain-containing protein. Gene Ontology annotation, biological process: rRNA processing; ribosomal large subunit assembly. The transcript has 2 exons. Bases 1 to 1386 code for a protein of 461 amino acids. The record is from RefSeq and is a predicted model, not a curated record. Gene Ontology annotation, molecular function: rRNA binding. Lineage: Eukaryota; Fungi; Ascomycota; Eurotiomycetes; Eurotiales; Aspergillaceae. Gene Ontology annotation, cellular component: preribosome, large subunit precursor.